Pungitius pungitius (ninespine stickleback) is the source of this 4760-nucleotide messenger RNA. It is a transcript of the gene ppfia2, whose product is annotated as PTPRF interacting protein alpha 2. Gene Ontology annotation, biological process: synapse organization. Lineage: Eukaryota; Metazoa; Chordata; Actinopteri; Perciformes; Gasterosteidae. Gene Ontology annotation, molecular function: protein binding. Gene Ontology annotation, cellular component: presynaptic active zone. The coding region runs from base 472 to 4194 and encodes 1240 amino acids. The transcript is spliced from 31 exons. The record is from RefSeq and is a predicted model, not a curated record.
CUCCACACGCCUCCCCUCCGCCAGCUCCCACAAUGGUCUUUUCCAGCUCCGCUUAUCGCAGCAGUAUUCCUGCCAUGCCAUAAUUCCUCUCACCGGUGUGUAUGUGUGUGUGAGUGUGUAUGCAUGCACGUGUGUGUGUGUUUGUGUGUGUGUGUCAGCCCCGGAAAUCCAAUGUCAUUACCCGACGCGGCUAAUUUGGCCACCACCACCACCACCACCACCCGCGCUCUCUUUCGCGUCCGGACGAUGCCAGCGGCGGGGGCCGGCCGCACCUCGACGAUCGGUCGCUCGGCGUCGCCGCUCGGUCGCGCCGAAGAAGCCUCCUAGGGUCGCGCGCUCGAUGGUCGCAGCUCCAGCCCGCAAAGACCGCAGUCGACAACCGACCCGCCGCCCGGCGGCGGCGGCAGCGCCACCCGCCCCCCACCCCCCCCUCUCUCCACGCGCGCCGAGGAGCGCGACACACUCGCCAGGAUGAUGUGCGAGGUGAUGCCCACCAUCAGCGAGGACACCGCGCUGAGCCAGCGCGGCUCCCAGAGCGGCGCCUCGGACCCGGACUCCCACUUUGAGCAGCUGAUGGUCAACAUGCUGGACGAGAGGGACCGGCUGCUGGACACGCUGCGGGAGACCCAGGAGAGCCUGGGCAUGUCCCAGCAGCACCUGCAGGACGUCAUCUACGACCGCGACUCUCUGCAGCGCCAGCUCAGCUCCGCCCUGCCGCAGGAGUUCGCCGCGCUGACCAAGGAGCUGAACGCCUGCAGGGAGCAGCUGCUGGAGAAGGAGGAGGAGAUCUCCGAGCUCAAGGCCGAGAGGAACAACACCAGGCUGCUGCUGGAGCAUCUGGAGUGCCUGGUGUCCAGGCACGAGCGCUCGCUCCGCAUGACGGUGGUCAAGCGGCAGGCUCAGUCUCCCUCGGGGGUCUCCAGCGAAGUCGAGGUCCUCAAAGCGCUCAAGUCCCUGUUCGAACACCACAAAGCUCUGGAUGAGAAGGUAAGAGAAAGACUUCGGGUGUCACUGGAGAGGGUGUCCGUCUUGGAGGAGGAGCUGACAGCUGCCAAUCAGGAGAUCGUGGCCUUAAGGGAACAAAAUGCUCACAUUCAGAGGAAGGUGGCGUCUGGGGACGGAGGAGAGGACAUGCUGGACGGCAGUGAAGCUCAGCAGAAGGUCCAUGGCAAGCGUCUGUCCAACGGCUCCCUGGAGUCGGCCGACGAGGCGAGCCAGGUGGUGGAGCUGCAGGACCUGCUGGAGAAGCAGAACUACGAGCUGGCCCAGAUGAAGGAGCGCAUGUCGUCCCUCUCCUCCCGGGUCUCCGAGGUGGAGCAGGAGCUGGAGACGGCCCGGAAGGACCUCAUCAAGUCGGAGGAGAUGAACAACAAGUACCAGAGGGACAUCAAAGAGGCCAUGUGCCAGAAAGAGGACAUGGAGGAGCGGAUCGUGACCCUGGAGAAGCGCUACCUCAGCGCCCAGCGCGAGUCCACCUCGGUGCACGACAUCAACGACAAGCUGGAGAACGAGUUGGCCAACAAGGAGGCGUUCCUCCGUCAGAUGGAGGAGAAGAACAGGCAGCUGCAGGAGAGGCUGGAGCUCGCCGAGCAGAAGCUGCAGCAGACCAUGAGGAAAGCGGAGACGCUUCCGGAGGUGGAGGCUGAACUGGCCCAGAGGAUCGCGGCGCUCACCAAGGCGGAGGAGCGCCACGGGAGCAUCGAGGAGCGAAUGAGGCACUUGGAAUGCCAGCUGGAGGAGAAGAACCAGGAGCUGCUGCGGGCUCGACAGAGGGAAAAGAUGAACGAGGAGCACAACAAGCGCCUCUCGGACACGGUGGACCGACUCCUCACGGAGUCCAACGAGCGGCUGCAGCUGCACCUGAAGGAGAGGAUGGCGGCUCUGGAGGAGAAGAAUGUGUUGAUCCAAGACUCCGAAGGCUACAGAAAGCAGUACGAAGAUUCGAUACAUGAAAAAACACAUCUGGCAGAGGAGAUCGACAAACUGAGAUCCGAGCUGGACCAAUUCAGAUUGAGGGCAGGAUCCCUCACAGAACCCACCCUGUCCCGGUCUCACCUGGACACGUCGGCCGAGCUCCGAUUCUCGCUGGGGUCUCUGGCCGAAACCCAGUCGGACCACUACCGCUCGGCCAAGGUCAUCCGGCGACCGAGGAGAGGUCGAAUGGGUCUGCGUGAAACCAAGGCCAAGUCGCUGGGGGAGCACGAGUGGCGCUCGCAGCAGCUCGGCGUCCUGGGAGGACACCACUUCGAGAGCGACACGGAGAUGUCCGACAUCGACGACGACGACAGGGAGACGUUGUUCAGCUCCAUGGACCUGCUGUCGCCCGGCGGCCACUCGGACGCUCAGACCCUGGCCAUGAUGCUGCAGGAGCAGCUGGACGCCAUCAACAAGGAGAUCCGGCUGAUCCAGGAGGAGAAGGAGUCGACGGAGCUGCGCGCCGAGGAGAUCGAGAACCGCGUGGCCAGCGUCAGCCUCGAGGGCCUCAACCUGGCCCGGAUGCACCACCACGGAGCCUCCAUCACCGCCUCGGCCACCGCCUCCUCCUUGGCCUCCUCCUCCCCGCCCAGCGGGCACUCCACCCCCAAACUGGAUCCCCGGAGCCCGGCCCGCGAUAUGGAGCGCAUGGGGGUCAUGACACUGCCCAGUGACCUGAGGAAACACAGGAGAAAGAUAGCGGCGGUGGACGAGGACGGCCGCGAGGACAAGGCCACCAUCAAGUGCGAGACGUCGCCCCCGGCGACGCCGCGCACCGUGCGGAUGACGCACACGCUGCCCGCCUCCUCGCACAACAACAACAGCAGCGAUAGGAUGGUGGCAUCCCUGGAGGCGGAGGCCAGCGCCCUGAGCAGCGUGGCCAGCAGCCAGGACUCGCUCCACAAGCAGCCGAAGAAGAAGGGCAUCAAGUCCUCCAUCGGGCGGCUCUUCGGCAAGAAGGAGAAGGGCAGGAUGGCACAUCUGGCACACAGACACGUCAUGUUAGAUCCACAAGCAACCAUGAUGGACCCCGACAUGGCGGGCCAGGACAUGGGGGUCGGCAAGCUGGGAACUCAGGCCGAGAAGGACCGCAGGUUGAAAAAGAAGCACGAGCUGCUGGAGGAGGCCAGGAGGAAGGGUUUGCCUUUCGCCCAAUGGGACGGUCCAACGGUCGUAGCCUGGCUGGAGCUGUGGCUGGGAAUGCCGGCCUGGUACGUGGCGGCGUGCCGCGCCAACGUGAAGAGCGGCGCCAUCAUGUCGGCGCUCUCCGACACCGAGAUCCAGAGGGAGAUCGGCAUCAGCAACCCGCUGCACCGCCUCAAACUGCGCCUGGCCAUCCAGGAGAUGGUCUCCCUCACCAGCCCCUCGGCGCCGCCCACCUCCAGAACCCCGUCAGGCAACGUAUGGCUGACCCAUGAGGAGAUGGAGACCAUGGCAGCCCCUUCCAAAACGAAGUCCGACUCCGAGGAGGGCAGCUGGGCCCAGACUCUAGCUUAUGGCGACAUGAACCACGAGUGGAUAGGGAACGAGUGGCUGCCCAGUCUAGGACUACCUCAGUACCGCAGCUACUUCAUGGAGUGCCUGGUGGACGCGCGCAUGCUGGACCACCUCACCAAGAAGGACCUGAGGGUGCACCUCAAAAUGGUGGACAGCUUUCACAGAACAAGUUUACAGUACGGGAUCAUGGGCCUGAAGAAGCUCAACUAUGACAGGAAGGAACUGGAGAGACGCAGGGAGUACAGCCAGCACGAAAUGAGAGACGUCCUGGUGUGGAGCAACGAGCGGGUCAUCCGCUGGGUGCAGAGCAUCGGCCUGAGGGACUACGCCAACAUCCUGCUGGAGAGCGGCGUGCACGGAGCUCUGGUCGCCCUGGACGACAACUUUGACUACAGCAGCCUGGCGCUGCUCCUCCAGAUCCCCAACCAGAACACUCAGGCACGUCAGAUUCUGGAGCGAGAGUACAACAACAUGCUGGCGCUGGGCACCGACAGGAGGCUGGAUGAGUGCGACGACAAAGACUUCCGGGGGCCGUCGUGGAGGAGGCAGUUCCCCCCCCGGGACGUCCACGGUAUAAGUAUGAUGCCCGGCUCGGCCGAGACGCUCCCCGCCGGGUUCCGUCUCACCACCACGUCCGGUCACUCCCGCAGGUUGCCCCCCGAGGUGGGAUCCUCUGCAGGACAGCGGCUGGACAACUCCACGGUGAGAACCUACUCCUGCUGAUGGGAGGAAGAGAGGCGCCUUAGACUGUACGCUGUUCCGUUCUGAUGGAAGAUGAACUGGUGGAGGGGCUGCACAGGCCGAGGGAACGUACCAUUCGGAUGACACGCACUGCCAAGAAGCCCUGCUCUCCUCUCUGACCUUCCUCCUCCUCCUCCUCCUCCUCCUCCUCCUCCCUUAUAAUGUGGGCACCAGAUGCCGGUGCUAACCUGUCCCCGCGGGCCGCCCUGUUGUCACCGUUUUUACCUUUUACAUGUACAGUAACUUGUCGAAGCAUAACGUACUGUCUAUUUCUUCUACAGGAGAUGUGUAGGUUAUCUGUAAAUAAAUAUGCCAUUUUUUAAUAUAUACACACAUCUGAUCUAUGUAUAAAAAAAAAAAGAUAUUCAGAGUUUGUGCAACGAGAAAACCGUCCCUCCACCUCAUUUAGUGGACCAUAGAUGAAUAUAUAUGCUGCUCUUUAACCCGUCUCCAUAUCACCCCAGCCUCUCUGGGUCAUUUUGUACAUGUGGGUUUUAUUUUAUUUUUUUCUCCAUCGUGCUUGUGAUGAUGAACCUGUGAGGGGAGGA